Pedinophyceae sp. YPF-701 is the source of this 483-nucleotide messenger RNA. The record is from the annotation of a GenBank genome assembly. Lineage: Eukaryota; Viridiplantae; Chlorophyta; Pedinophyceae.
AUGUUCUCCAAGGUCUUCCUGCUCGCGGUGCUCGCGGUGCUGCUCUCGGCGGUGUCCGCCGCGAGGGACCUGCAGAGGAACUGCCGCGUUGUGUGCCAGAGCGUCGACUACAUGGACUCCGUGUCUGGUAAGUGCGGCGCGAAGAGGACCUGCUGCAACUAUGCUCGCACGUCGGAGGGCGACUCUCUCUUCAACGUCGAGAAGGACUUCUACGGCAGGCCCUACCCCGACGAGUGGGCGAGCCUCGCCUCCAACCCCGGCAGGUUCAAGAAGUGCGUGGACUACUAUGAGAGGAGCAACAAGGACCUCGGCGACUGCGUCAAGUUCUACAGGGCCGUCUUCGACGACGACAAGGACGAGGCCGAGAGGAAGUGCGCGUUCCUCGAGGACGACCGCAACGACUGCGGGGGCAACAACGGCGACAAGUACAGCGACUGCGAGUUCUACCAGCGCAGUGCGCGGUUCUGCAGGCGCGUCUGCUGA